AUGGACAGGGGUAAUCACACCGUGACUGAGUUCCUACUGGUGGGUUUCACAACAGACCCAGUGAUGCAGUUGGUCCUAUUUGUGGUGUUCCUUGGCGUGUACUCCAUGACUGUCAUGGGAAAUACCCUGCUUAUAGUGCUGAUUUGUAAUGACUCCCAGCUCCACACACCCAUGUAUUUUUUCAUUGGCAAUCUAUCAUUCCUGGACCUUUGGUAUUCUUCUGUGUACACCCCAAAGAUCCUAGUGACCUGUAUCUCUGAGGACAAAAGCAUUUCAUUUGCUGGUUGUGUAGCUCAGUUCUUCUUCUCUGCUGGCCUGGCAUAUACUGAGUGCUAUUUAUUGGCAGCCAUGGCUUAUGACCGCUAUGUGGCCAUAUCCAAUCCCUUGCUUUAUGUACAGGUCAUGUCAAAAAGACUAUGCAUCUCUUUGAUUAUAUAUUCCUACACUGGAGGUUUUGUUAAUGCAGUAAUACUCACCAGCAACACAUUCACAUUGGAUUUUUGUGGUGACAAUGUCAUUGAUGACUUUUUCUGUGAUGUCCCUCCGCUGGUGAAGUUGGCAUGUGAUGUGAAAGCAAGCUAUCAAACGGUGCUGUACUUCCUCCUGGCCUCCAAUGUCAUCACCCCCACUGUGCUCAUACUUGCCUCCUACCUCUUCAUCAUCGCUGCCAUCUUGAGGAUCCGCUCCACCCAGGGCCGCCUCAAAGCCUUCUCAACCUGCUCCUCCCACUUGAUCUCUGUCACAUUAUAUUAUGGUUCUAUUCUCUACAUUUACUCUCGACCUAGCUCCAGCUAUUCCCUUGAGAGGGACAAAAUUGUCUCUACAUUUUAUACUGUGGUCUUUCCCAUGUUGAAUCCCAUGAUCUACAGUCUGAGGAAUAAAGAUGUAAAAGAGGCUCUGAAAAAACUCCUCAAAUUAACACAAUCAGAAGUCUAA
Messenger RNA from Chrysochloris asiatica (Cape golden mole), 936 nucleotides. Its product is annotated as olfactory receptor 1013-like. Gene Ontology annotation, molecular function: G protein-coupled receptor activity; odorant binding; olfactory receptor activity. The record is from RefSeq and is a predicted model, not a curated record. The transcript has a single exon. Gene Ontology annotation, biological process: G protein-coupled receptor signaling pathway; sensory perception of smell. The coding region runs from base 1 to 936 and encodes 311 amino acids. Gene Ontology annotation, cellular component: membrane. NCBI's taxonomy places the organism in Eukaryota, Metazoa, Chordata, Mammalia, Afrosoricida, Chrysochloridae.